AUGAUUUCGGACGGCGACGGAGCAGCUUCGAACGGAACGUCCAGGACGUAUUCCAACGGCGCAAGGACGGAGGCGCCGGUGACCGCCUCGGCCACCAACGGUUCUCGCAAAGCCGCUGCCAUGAACGGCUCAUCCCGUACCGAGAAGGAUGCCCCACCACCCGCCCCUUCGACCUAUUUCGGACACGAUCGAGAGGAGGUUACGCGAAUACUCAUACAGGCCUUGUCCGAUAUGGGAUACCGCGGAGCUGCCGAGAGCGUCAGCAGAGACAGUGGUUACGACUUGGAGAGCCCAACCGUCGCCGCCUUCCGUAAUGCCGUGAUCAGCGGUGGGUGGGGCGAAGCCGAGGAGCUUCUGUACGGAGCCGUCACGUCUGACGAGCGAGGCCAUCCUGGGAACGACCUAGUGCUAGCACCCGGAUCUGACCGAAAUGUGAUGCGAUUUUGGCUGCGGCAACAAAAGUUCCUCGAGCUUUUGGAGCAGCGUGACACCGGCAGGGCACUAAUGGUGCUGCGAACCGAACUGACGCCGCUCUACCAAGAUACCCAAAAGCUCCACUUCCUCUCCAGUCUUCUCAUGUGCCAGUCUGCGGAAGAUUUGAAGGCCAAGGCCGAGUGGGAUGGAGCUCACGGUCAGUCAAGAAAGGUCUUGCUAUCGGAACUAUCAAAAUGUAUAUCACCCUCGGUAAUGCUGCCAGAGAACAGGCUCGCCGUACUAUUGCAGCAGGUGAAGCAAAGCCAGAUAGACAGCUGUCUCUGGCACACAACUGCGUCCUCGCCGUCAUUGUACUCGGACCACUACUGUGAACGAAGUCAUUUCCCCACGGAAGCCGCGCUGGAGCUCACAGACUUGACUGGUGAGGUCUGGCAGGUGGUGUUCUCGCACGAUGGGCAGCGCCUCGCUGCGUGCGGAGAUGGCGAUACCGUUGUUAUUUGGGACCUGCCCUCAUUCACCGUCUCUCACGUCCUCCGGCCGCAUGCUCAAGGUGUCGGCGGCUUAUCGUGGAGCCCCGACGACUCGAUGAUAGUCACAUGCUCGCAGGACAAAUACGCACGACUUUGGGACACAGCGACCGGAGACAUGAUCCUUAAGCUUGAGCGGUUUGAUGAGCCGGCCAGCGGCUGUGUCUGGGCGGCGGAUAGCAAGACGUUCAUCACCGGGUCUCUGGACAAAGAUCACGGCUUGCGCACUUGGAGUACGUCGGGGGAGAUGCUGUGCGAAUGGGGCAAGAAGCACAGGGUACAAGACCUUUGCGGUUCGCCGGAUGGGCAUUGGCUCGUUGCAGUCGACGACUUGCAGAAGAUCCAUGUCUACAACGCUUUCACACGUGAACUGGAGUACGAGAUGGAGGUCAAGUCUCGGCCGACCUGCGUGAGCAUCAGCGAAGACUCGCGCCAUUUGCUCCUUAACAAGAAAGAUGGAGAGCUUCAGCUGAUUGAUUUGGUAAACCGGACGUCGGUGCAAAAGUUUCUCGGUCACACCGGAGGCGAAUACAUCAUUCGCAGCGCUUUCGGCGGUGCCAACGAAAGCUUCGUUGUGAGCGGUAGUGAAGAUGGCAACAUUCUUAUCUGGCACAAGAACAGUGGAGCUGCGGUUGAGAGGCUCGAAGGACAUCAGCCUCGAACGAACGCUGUCGCCUGGAACCCUGCAGACCCAUGUAUAUUGGCUUCAUGUGGUGACGAUGGCAAGGUUAAAAUUUGGUCGAACAAGAGCAAAAGUGCGACUCUCAGGUCAUUACAUAACGGAGCGUCUCGGGCGUCCAACGGUUGGAGUGCAGAGGAACGCACUGGAGACGAAUAG
Molecule: messenger RNA, 1800 nt
Organism: Colletotrichum graminicola M1.001
Lineage: Eukaryota; Fungi; Ascomycota; Sordariomycetes; Glomerellales; Glomerellaceae
Product: WD domain-containing protein
Exons: 5
Coding region: 1-1800 (599 amino acids)
Biological process (GO): proteasome-mediated ubiquitin-dependent protein catabolic process
Cellular component (GO): GID complex
Molecular function (GO): protein binding
Source: RefSeq, a predicted model, not a curated record